Molecule: messenger RNA, 1943 nt
Organism: Malaya genurostris
Lineage: Eukaryota; Metazoa; Arthropoda; Insecta; Diptera; Culicidae
Product: PP2C-like domain-containing protein CG9801
Exons: 6
Coding region: 774-1928 (384 amino acids)
Source: RefSeq, a predicted model, not a curated record
UGUUUGUGUUGUCUUAUCGACAGGCUAAGACCAUAGUAUGAUGUGCAUCUCCAACUGUAAACACUGUUAGAAGUUUUUAUAAUGUCCUUAAUAAAUAAUCAAUUUUUAAAUCGUUUCAUUGUUUUACUUUACUGGUUACGUAUACGUAAAUCUGCUUUAUAGAAAGGACGUAGUAGUGCAGUAAUUCAAUGCCUUCUUUAAGACAAAAGUAUAUCUUCACUUGGAAGGGAUAGAUUCGAAUGUUCGGGCCAUCUGCAUUCUUCAUCCGCUAACCAGGUUGGACCCUGUUUCCACAAGAUAUUGUUCAUGAAAUCGCUUGGUAGCAGGCCACGCGAAAUGUGAUCUGCUGGAUUAUCUAUUCCCUUUACAUGAUGCCAUGCAUGGCCGUGUGUCAGUCGUUGAAUCUCCGACGUUCGAUUGCCCACGAACGUUUGCCAAGUGUUGGGAGGAGCGGCUAUCCAGUAAAGGGUAACGGUAGAGUCGGACCAGAACCAGCAAGGGACUCCCUCCAUUGCGAGUUCUGCAGAGACUCUUGCAUAGAGCCUAGCACCCAGUACCGCUGCACACAAUUCUAAUCGUGGUAAACUAAGACGCUUGGUUGGCGCAACUCGUGAUUUUGCUGCUAUAAGUUGGAUUUGCACGCACCGAAGUUUCUUUGUUGGUUGAACGAGCGUACACGCAGGUUCCGUAGGCAGCCUCUGAAGCGUCACAGGCUUCCGCAGGUGACCACAUACUUUAGGCAAUUCAGUUUCAUAGCUGACAGGGAGGAGCGGAUGGCAUCUCAAAAUAAAGUUUCCGAUGGAUCAUUUAUUACGCAAUUUUUAGAAGGAACCUUGAAACCACCAGACUCUGUUCCGAUAGUAAAUAGUGGAAAAGCACCAGAGGACCUUCCAGAAUAUGACAUAGGUGAAUACAAAACAGGUACAGACUCGGUUACUGCAGCAUAUACUGGACCGGGCGAAGGAUUAACAAGUAUUCGUAGAGUACGUGUUCAUUUGUUUGCUGAUUCCGAAAUUGACUUUAUUGAUACUAUAAAUGAACAUGAAAUUCAAAACGAGAGAGGUGUUUCUAAGAAAGUCACUAAUACUCUUUCAAACAAUUUUGGAACAGAUUCCAAUGCUAAUAAGAGGCUUCAUCAACGUAAUGACAACUCUAAAACCCAAUAUAAUAUCAAAUACGGUGAUAAUGAAUCUUUGUACUCAGCAAAGAAACGCGAAUUGCAACUGUUACAUAAAUCUAAUGAUCAAAUCAUUGAUAAUACAGAGAUUCGAGGCACUCCAGAUGACACUCCUAUUGAUCCGAUUGCUAAUGUAAAAAAUUGGAAUCUACCAAACGACAAUGCUUACGGAAUAUCUGUUUCACUAUAUGAGAAAAACCUUUUGAGUGGCGAAAAUGUAGGAAAUCCGGUAGCUGAUUGCUUUGGAAUCCUAGUUAGAAAUAACUGUUGCAUAAUGGCUUUAGCAGAUGGUGUCAAUUGGGGUAACGGUGCUAGGCUCGCGGCACAAUGUGCUGUUCAAGGGUCGAUAGAUUAUUUGAAUUCAGCCAUAUUUGGAAUACAUCUCAUAUCUUCGACAAAGGAUAUAUUUGUCAGCCUAGUAAGGAGUUUUUGGGAAGCCCAUUCUUAUAUCAUAGAAGCGGGUGGAGCGCUUACUACGCUUUCUGUUGUUGUAGUUCUACCAUUGUUGGAAAAUAAAGAAAAACAUGUAGUGUGCUGCUGCAAUGUCGGCGAUUCUUUAGGUUAUGUAUACUCCAAAAAAUAUGGAAUAAGAGAGAUAACACAAGUUUCGCUUACGACAAGAGCGAUUACGUCACAGUUGCCAGUCGUUUGCAUUGGUGAAAAAAAAACAACGAAAAGAGGACAACGGUGGAGAGCAUCACACAAAAUCAGGCGCUCUAAUGGCUCUAAAAGUUGUCUAAAGAACUAUUAGGAUUUCUUGCUCCCA